Lutra lutra (Eurasian river otter) is the source of this 3456-nucleotide messenger RNA. RefSeq names its product serine/threonine kinase 38 like (gene STK38L). Gene Ontology annotation, biological process: intracellular signal transduction; peptidyl-serine phosphorylation. The transcript has 15 exons. Gene Ontology annotation, molecular function: protein serine/threonine kinase activity; ATP binding. The record is from RefSeq and is a predicted model, not a curated record. Bases 172 to 1527 code for a protein of 451 amino acids. NCBI's taxonomy places the organism in Eukaryota, Metazoa, Chordata, Mammalia, Carnivora, Mustelidae.
CCGCGGACCCGCUGCGGUCCGUGCGGAGGCUGAGCCGGCCGCGGGCACGACCGGAGGCAGAUAAGGGCACUGACACCCUGAGAGCUCUCAGAGUUCACCAGUGACAGAGCCAGAAUUUAAAUCCAGGCAGUGGAACGCCAGUCUGGCAGCCAACAGUUAAAACUGGCUGGUAUGGGAGUUUCGGUUACUAUGGCAAUGACGGCAGGGACUACAAGCACCUUUCCUAUGAGCAACCAUACCCGGGAGAGGGUGACUGUGGCCAAGCUCACGUUGGAGAAUUUUUACAGCAACCUAAUUCUACAGCAUGAAGAGAGAGAAACCAGGCAGAAGAAAUUAGAAGUGGCCAUGGAAGAGGAAGGAUUAGCAGAUGAAGAGAAAAAAUUACGCCGAUCACAACAUGCCCGAAAGGAAACAGAGUUCUUACGGCUCAAGAGGACCAGACUUGGCCUGGAUGACUUUGAGUCUCUGAAAGUUAUAGGAAGAGGAGCAUUUGGAGAGGUGCGGCUGGUCCAGAAGAAAGAUACAGGCCAUAUCUAUGCAAUGAAGAUAUUGAGAAAAGCUGAUAUGCUUGAAAAAGAGCAGGUGGCUCAUAUCCGAGCAGAAAGAGAUAUUUUGGUAGAAGCAGAUGGUGCCUGGGUAGUGAAGAUGUUUUAUAGUUUUCAAGAUAAGAGGAACCUUUAUCUGAUCAUGGAAUUUCUCCCUGGAGGUGACAUGAUGACAUUGCUAAUGAAGAAAGAUACCUUGACAGAAGAGGAGACACAGUUCUACAUUUCAGAGACUGUUCUAGCAAUUGAUGCAAUCCACCAGUUGGGUUUCAUCCAUCGGGAUAUUAAACCAGACAACCUUUUAUUGGACGCCAAGGGUCAUGUAAAAUUAUCUGAUUUUGGUUUAUGCACGGGAUUGAAGAAAGCUCAUAGGACCGAAUUCUAUAGAAACCUUACACAUAACCCGCCAAGUGACUUCUCAUUUCAGAACAUGAACUCAAAGAGGAAAGCAGAAACAUGGAAGAAGAACAGGAGACAGCUGGCAUAUUCCACAGUUGGGACACCAGAUUACAUUGCUCCAGAAGUAUUCAUGCAGACUGGUUACAACAAGCUGUGUGACUGGUGGUCUUUGGGAGUGAUUAUGUAUGAAAUGCUAAUAGGAUAUCCACCUUUCUGUUCUGAAACUCCUCAAGAAACAUAUAGAAAAGUGAUGAACUGGAAAGAAACUUUGGUAUUUCCUCCAGAGGUACCUAUAUCUGAGAAAGCCAAGGACUUAAUUCUUAGAUUUUGUAUUGAUUCUGAAAACAGAAUUGGAAAUAGUGGAGUAGAAGAAAUAAAAAGUCAUCCUUUCUUUGAAGGUGUAGACUGGGGGCACAUCAGGGAAAGGCCAGCAGCAAUCCCUAUAGAAAUCAAAAGCAUUGAUGAUACUUCAAAUUUCGAUGACUUUCCUGAAUCUGAUAUUUUACAACCAGUGCCAACACCACAGAACCGGACUACAAAUCCAAAGACUGGGUUUUUCUCAAUGAUACCUAUAAAGGUUUGAAGGGUUGACUCAGCGCGGCUCUAUCCCCACCCUACAUGAAAGCUGGAAAAUUAUGAAUAAAGAUCACGUUCGCCCACAACCAAGAGAACUCAGGUAGCUGCAUCCCAGGCUUGCUUGGCGUAGAUAACGAUACACUGAAAUACUCCCGAAGACGGUGGUGCUUAUGACUACAAGAGGAAAUUCUACAGGAUUAGGAUUCUAAGACUACUACAGGAAUUGGUUGGCAGUGCCAGCUGGCUUUUGGGUUUUUUUUAAAUAUUUUAUUAUUUUUGUUAACUUUAUUAUACGAAGGUACUGGAAUAAAAGAAAUGUACGUCCCUUUUUAACUGCACUGCCUACACGCGUAUUAAGGUCCAUUCUGCCUGUGUGUGCUGUGGCUUUGUACUGUAACACCUCUGAUCAAUUCAGGAGAAACAUAUCAUUUAAAGCAACAUAGGCUAACCUGUAGGUAACACUGCAGUAUUGCUGUUUUACUGCAAAUCUUAUGGGUCUAGAUAAUCAAAAAAAGCCAUCUUCCAUAGUUGGUGUUAGAAUACUUGCCCUAUUGGUUUGGACGUCUAUAGAAUGAACAGACAUGAAGACAAUUUCUGUAAUGGUUUUAAGAAAUUUUAAAAAGGAAUACACUGGUUAUUUAAAAAAUAGAAUUUACCAUCCUGUUAUUUCACAAACUGCACAGUCGGGAGUGACAAGUUUAUACUAAGAGGAACUUUAACACCUUCACUCAGCACUCCACUAAUAUAUUUACUUUGCAUUCAGAAAUACUGAUGACCUUUAUAUACGUAGUCUGUAUACUCAUAGGGAGAUGUACUGUAUUAUAUAAAAUGUAAGUUGCUUUCUUGUGACAAAAAGGACUUCUUUUUUAACAAGAGGACAUGGCAUUAUUUGAUUUGAUUAUGGUGAGUUGAAUUUAAGAAAUGACCAUGAAGGCUGCUUGUAGAACUGGUGUAUUUUUAUAAACUAUUUUUUAAAUGUCAAACUUCUGAUCAUGGAAAUGGACUUGUAGAGAACAAAGAGUUAUCUACUUUGGUUUCUAGAAAGUUGUUACAAUAUCAUGGCUGGUUAACUUUCUUUUGUUUGGUGUAAUCUUUCCUUUGAUAGUACUUGUAUUAUUGUGCCAUUAUUUUCUUACACUCCAAAUGUACCAAAGAUCCUGAACAGAGUGGAUGUUCACAACUGAGGAAAAUUUCCUUUCCUGUAGGAAUGCCAUAUGCAGAUAUGACAGAUCUUUGAUAGUGCUCAGCUUAUUCAAGGGCAAUAUUGGUUUAUGGUUCAGCUACAUCACUAUGUUUAACCUACGUGGAAUUAAGGAAGUAAAUGCAGGCAGUUGGGGGGUGGUGAGGGUCGCCGGUGAGUUUGUGAGGAUAGGGGAGAUGAUGUCAGCAUCAAAUUCUUUAGCUCUUUCCCGAAGAAUUAAGUCAUGCUUUUUAGCUCAACAUUUUAUUCUAAAAUGACUCUCUGAGGUUUUGGCUUCAUAAGUAUUAGUUAAGGAACAAUACUUUAUCAAAGAAUGGCCUAAUGUUUUUUAUUGAUACAAUUGUAACCAUGAUCUGUGAUCAAAAUCAAAGUGAUGGUUUAUUUGUAGCUAUGUCUUCUUCUUAAUAGGGAAGAAUUGCACAGGAUCAUUAUGCAAAUCUACAGAGCUUUUAUAAAUGCUGCUGCUAGGUAGCUCCAUGAUAUUUCAACAAGGCCAUGCGGUUGGUUCGUUGGUUAGUUGGUUGGCUUUUCUCCCCCUUGUUCUCUCUCUUUCCUUCUUCUUUCCAUUCUUUCUUUCUAGUAUUGUUUGGUACUUAUUAUAUGUUCAUCUAAUAGUUCAUCUCUAUUUUUCUCAUUUGGAUCAUGUGGCUGAGUAUCUAGGAGAGAGAACUAUUAAAAUUCUAGGGUUAUCUCAAUUUGACCAGCUCUGGUUCUUCUAAUUAUAACUCCAACUUU